This is a messenger RNA of Rattus rattus (black rat), 2666 nucleotides long. RefSeq names its product ring finger protein 222 (gene Rnf222). The transcript has 3 exons. NCBI's taxonomy places the organism in Eukaryota, Metazoa, Chordata, Mammalia, Rodentia, Muridae. The coding region runs from base 287 to 922 and encodes 211 amino acids. The record is from RefSeq and is a predicted model, not a curated record.
CAGUCAUUAGGAAAUGCCUCCACAGCCGGCACAGUGACAGCAGCUGUCAGUCCAGCUGGGUGGCUCCCCAUCUGCGGAGGCCUUGGAUAGAAAGACAGACACCACUCUCUCAGACUUGGAUCUCAGUGACUUUGCCCAUUUCCAGAAUUCCAGACACAUCCUCCAGGAAUGGAAAUCUACUUUUACUGAGGUUAAUCAGAACCUUCUGACAGCCUCGAGCCCCCACCUAAGGAGAAUCUGAAGAAUGAUUGAACAUGGCUGCUGAGGCCUGUUCCCUCUGAGGGCCAUGUCAGAAGGGGAAAGCAAAGACAGCUCGGGCAGCGAGUGCCCUGUGUGCUACGAGAAGUUCCGGGAUCUGGAGGGCGCCAGCCGGACGCUGAGCUGCGGCCAUGUGUUCUGCCAUGACUGCUUGGUCAAGUACCUGCUCUCUACCCGGGUGGAUGGACAGGUGCAGAGGACUAUCGUCUGCCCCAUCUGCCGCUAUGUCACCUUCCUCAGCAAGAAGAGCUCCCGGUGGCCCUCCAUGCUGGACAAGAGCUCACAGACCCUGGCCGUGCCUGUGGGCCUGCCCUCCACGCCCUCACCAGACCGCGGAGGCCACACAAACCCCCUGGUUAUUUCCCACCAGGUCUGGAGACAAUCACCAAGCCAGGGGACACAGCUCCCCUUGGACCUGCUGCCCAGCCUGCCCCGAGAGUCACAGAUUUUCAUCAUCAGUCGCCACGGGAUGCCGCUGGGGGAACAGGACAGUGUGCUGCCCCGACGCAGCCUGGCAGAGAUAUCUGAAGCAUCCCCGGCUCCCAGCGCCACCCGCUCUUUCUGCUGCCGGUCUCGGGCCCUCCUGCUCAUCACCCUCAUUGCUGUGGUGGCUGUGGUAGCUGCCAUCCUGCCCUGGGUACUGCUGGUGAGGAAGCAGACCUGAGUGGCGGCUUGUGGAGGACUGGGGAGCCAGGCCCAGUAUCUAAGCUCUACUCCAUGCUGUGCUGGCCAUAGCUUGGGAGAGGGCAGAGGGUCCUAGUGUAGACCUGGUAUAAUCUAGAGAGGGAGGUCCUGGACAGGGGUGGGGCCAGAUUGGAAGGGUAAGGGCUUUGUCUCCACGCUUUUCAUCCCUUGUCAGUGAGGGCUUUGGCAUGAGGAGAAGCUAGGGACCGAGAUACUCUGAGGCUAGCACUGAACGACCAACACCCUAUUUGUAGCCCCAUACAACAAACACCGUUUUUCUAGGCUGGAACUUAGCAAGCUAGAAGCUCUCCUAAAGGGUCAUUAACCUUACCUGCCCAGUAACCAACCUGAAGCCAGGUAGACCUACUAGGCACAAGAAGUCCUAGCAGGACCUGCCAGGUGGGAGCCCAGUGGAAGGUGUGUUCCAGGUCAGAAUUCCCUCCCACAGCAGCACCCCAGGGAGAACAGAAGUUGAUACAGGGUCCUAGCUCCAGUGUCCCAGCACCUUAGCUUCACAUCUGAACCUCAAACAGCCAGCUGCAAAGUGUUCCUAUGCCUCCAACCCAUCAUCUUGAAAGAGAACGAUGAUCUCAGAAGCUUUAGCCAGGAUGGGGCAUGGCGGGGCCACGGAGAAAGGGUUUUCUGGGUAGUCAGUUCAACAGGAAACACUCGAAAGAGGCCACCGUUAACGGAGUAGCUAUGGUCUUAGAGGUUUCUGUAAACUGCCGGGCCCAAGGAGCAGACCCGAUUUGGAGUCUUAGGGUUCUCCAGGGUGAAGUAGAAGACAAGGGCUGGAGGGGACGCCCUCCAGGUGAGACUUGAGUCAGCGGAGAGCUAUGUGAGCAAAUUAACCCCUGGGGGCUCCCGCCUUCCUCCCUGCCAUGUCCACCUCCUCAUGAUCCAACCACUCAUUAGACGCCACACCAGCUGGGCCAGUUCCCCGGGUGGAUUCUCCAGGGCUGAGCUGGGUGAGGAAGGGUGGGGAAGUAAACAGCUGAGCUCGUCAGCUGUCUCAACAGAGGCUGAUAGUCAGGCCCUGCACCCUGGAGUGGCUGGGUACCUCACUGACGCCUAUAAGGAAAGCCUCAGAGUGGAUCUCUCUUGAGGAAAUCCUCAAGGAAGCUAAUCCUUUGUCACCGAAAACAACAGGGACUUCCAGCUACUGUCACAAAUAAGAGGGGUUUGGCAUCCGGAAUGUGCCAGUAGCUGGGCCCAUCCACAACUUCUACACAGAAGUUCGCUAUCUGUGCAGAGGGAAAUAACACUGUGCCUUGUAGCUACUUCUCAGAUGUCUGCCGUGGUUGACAUCUGGGUGACCAUCGGAGAAGAGCCUCCCCCAACAAGGGAUGUUUGUCACAAAGUGGCUGUUGCUGUCAGGUGCCCAGCAGUGGAUUUAUACUCUGUGUGGAGAACACAGGUGCUGUGCAGAUGUGGAGGGAACAGGUAGAUGGAGGGGGUUGGGGGAGAUGGGAGGGGCGAUAUUUAUUAUAGAAACAAAAGGAACUUUGCACACUUGCGUGUCUGUGUCCACCUUGGCCAGGCUGUGCUCUCAGGGCCAUGAGAGUCAAGGGAACAGAUAAACCUGCAGAUUGUGUUGUGUUUGCCGAGGCCCUUCGCAAACACCUGCCAUGUUUUCGUGUUGUUCAGCUGAACUUGUACAGGCUGCUUCUUUCGUUUUCAAAUAAAGGUGGAAAGCCAUUUUUAAAAUAAAAGUAUAUAUUUUC